AUGUCCUCGGAGCCGCGAUCUAACUCUCACGGCUCGACGGCGGCUGGCUCUACACCAAGCCAUGAGCACUCCACCAACAUGAACGACAAAGAGAUGUCAUCCACAGCGCCGACGCCAGCGCGUCAACCUCCUCAGCUCGGUCAAGAGACGUUCUGGUCGCCGCGGCUUCGCGCUCAGCGCGGCGGUUAUCUCAAGGCUAUGGGCUCCACGAUCUUUCUGAUCAUGAUCUUUGUUUGGGCAGUGAUUGCCAUCUACUGGGGGUCUGUUUGGAAGGAGAUCGACCUCUCGCCUAAUCUCACCGCGUGGAUUGUCAACCGCGAUUCGGGCGCCAUUGGUGCAGCCAUCCAAGAAGCACUCCUUGACGUCAACAAGAACGGCACAAAACCACACAGCACAUGGACUCUCAUCGACCCUGUCCGCUACCCCACCCAAGAGCAGCUCGACUACGAAGUCACCAACACGCAGUCUACCUGGAUGAUCGUGACUGUUGCAGAGGAUGCGACCGCAAAGCUGGAGCAGGCGCGUGCCAAUGGCGAUGCAUCGUGGAACCCCCAAUCGCUUAUCUCCCUCACUUAUGCCACUUCGCGCAACUUUCAGGUCGUGCCUUCGAUGGUUCUCGCUCCUGCUACAGCUACACUGAACAAGGCGAUCGCACGGUUGAGCGCACAGCUCGCUGCAGAAUACUUUUCGACAAUAGCCGGCAACCAGACCGCCAUCAACAACCUCGCCAGGGCGCCACAGACCAUCGCAUCUCCUGUCGCUCUUCACAACCGUGAUCUGCGGCCUUACGACGUCACUGUCGCGAUCGCAGUCUUGGUAGUGGGCUUGAUCUACCAGGUUAUCUUGACGUUGCCUAUAACCAUGGCAAACUUCGGUGCAAGGCAGGGACUGCAACCGUUCCUCAGAUACCGCUCCUUGGUCGCGAUGCGUAUUAUUGCGCCGCUCGCAAGCUACUUUUUCUUGUCGCUCAUGAUCUCGCUUCUCAACAUCCCUUUCAAAGUGCCAUACGGACGUACUUUCAGCUACGGAGCUGGCUUCAUGACCUGGUGGAGCGCCACAUUUGUCGGCAUGUGCGUGCUAGGUCUGGUGGUCGAAUGCGCCAUUUCCCUCGUUGGUCCCAAGUUUAUUGGUUUCACCCUCAUCUUUUGGAUCAUCAUCAACGUCUCGGUGGCCAACCUUCCGAUCGAGCUCUCCCCUUCGUUCUACAAGUACGGUUACUCGAUGCCAUUCUACAGUAUCCAUCAGAUCUACACCAAGAUCAUUUUUGAUGUCGGUCAGCGCGUCGAGAUUCUCAAAUGGUUCGGCAUUCUUUGGGCGUGGCUCGCCGUCAUCCUGCUCACGUUCCCCAUCUGGAUCUACCUCGAAGUCAGAUCGGCACAGAAGGCUCGUCAGGCACAGACACAAAAGCAGCAGCAGCAAAAGAGCCAGUCCGAGGCUUCGCAGUAG
Messenger RNA from Sporisorium graminicola, 1446 nucleotides. RefSeq lists its product as uncharacterized. Gene Ontology annotation, cellular component: membrane. The record is from RefSeq and is a predicted model, not a curated record. The transcript has a single exon. Bases 1 to 1446 code for a protein of 481 amino acids. NCBI's taxonomy places the organism in Eukaryota, Fungi, Basidiomycota, Ustilaginomycetes, Ustilaginales, Ustilaginaceae.